UCCAGUGAAAUAAGCCCAAGACAACCAUCACACUCCAAAGGCAGAUAUUUUCCAAAGGAAAAGCUUGUUAAAUAAUUUAUUGAUUUAUACAAAGUCUUUCCAACCAUAUGAGUCAGAAAGCAACUGAAAAUCAAGUGAAGCAGUUCUCUCUCCCUUUACAUUCUUAGAACCAAAAAAAUAAAAUAAAAUCAAAGGAAGCCAAGCCAUCCAAACCCAAUUUUUUAAAAAAGGGAAAGAAACCUUUUCAGUUUUUACACUAGAAAUAUACAUGACAAAAAUCUGUAAUUUUCUAUAUACACAGCUGAGCUGGUAUCCUCCACUCAUAUACAAAACAGUAACAACAGCUUGAUUGUUAGGAGCAGGAAAGGGGGGGGGGAAUGGAGGGGUGGAAAUCACAAUUUCAAAGGCAGCAGCUACUCCAUCCUCAGCCCACUGACAUCCCAGCAGCAUUUACGACUCCCCCCCUUCCCCCCCACAAAUGACUAGAAUCCAAUGGGAUGAAAGUUGUAGGCUAGCAGUUGACAUUUAAAGCAGUUAUUUUGCACAAGACAUCCCAGGAAUUAAAACGGGGUUUCAGCUAAGUGCAGAUAGGCCUGGAGACCAAGGUUAUGCAGAGCCUGGGGCUCUCCUGAGAAAGAGGAGGAUCAACCUCCUACCUAUUUACUCAGCCCUGAUGAAGCCCCCAAUGCAUAACCGCUGCAAUCAAGUUUGGACCGAAUCAAUUUAUCUGUUCUACAUCUGCAAUCCGAUAGUCCUUUUGGACAGGAGACAAAGGGAGGUGGGUUUGCUCCAUAGUUAGGGGGGGCUAGAAUGACACUCUAAGCAGCGGUCCCCAGCCCCCUGGCAUCGAACCGCGGCAUUGCCAGCAACCGGGCCGCGCAAACAAGCGGGAUGCAGGCAGCACCCCAAACCACGGGCCCUCCGGUCCUUUCUCCACGGCACCACCAGUCCCUGGUGCUCGAAAGGCUGGGGGUCGCUUCUCUGGAAAGCCAGGUCUCAAGAGCAAGUCUCGGAUACAACGGGGCGCCCUCCGCCUAGCAGCUACGCUUGAGCCGAGCCUCUGGCUACACAACGCUGCCGGGCCCUCGCGAAGCCCGCUUAAAGGCCCCAUGGCCCGGCUUCUAGCGCUGCUCUCUUUCCAGUCGCAGCGGGAGCUUCGAUUUCCGAAGUCAGAAGCGGGAGAACGGGGCACUGAGGUGGGGGUGAGGCGAAAGGCGGGAAGGCGAAGAAACCCAGGCGUUACCCCACGAAGGCCGGGAUAAUUUUGUCUUUCCUUCCUGCGCAACGGACAGCGGUGAAGAGGAGAAGGGCGGCCGUUCCCUGCCAUAACUUAUUCGGUGUACAUGCAUGAAUUCCCUGCAGUUGGACUGUCCACCAAGUAGGAGAUGAAGAGGUGAAGGUGAAUGGCUGUGAGUUCGCCAGGAAAGAUCAGCUCAGUGGCAGGAGAAAGCAAGAUAGAAAUGGAUGGAGUGAGGAGAGAAUCUGAAAAUGGAUCUUUGCUGAUAGAUGCCUCCUCGCGUUUGUCACCAGUGGAUCCCUUCUCACAACCAUUGCACUUCAUCGAAUCCUGGAAUUUCCAUCUACUCUCUGUUCUGAUGUUCUUGGUGACCUCCUUGUCCCUGUUUGAAAAUUUUAUUGUCAUCUUCAUCACCAUUAAAUUCAAACAGUUGAGGCAACCUCUCAACUAUGUCAUUGUAAAUCUGUCCGUGGCUGACUUCCUUGUAUCUCUGGUUGGGGGAACAAUCAGCUUCCUAACUAAUCUGAAGGGUUAUUUUUACAUGGGCCAUUGGGCGUGCGUCCUGGAAGGCUUUGCAGUCACGUUCUUCGGAAUUGUUGCCCUCUGGUCACUUGCUCUGCUUGCGUUUGAGCGUUAUGUUGUAAUUUGCCGUCCCCUGGGAAAUGGGCACUUCAAGGGGAAGCAUGCUGCUCUAGGAAUAGCCUUUGUGUGGGUUUUCUCCUUGAUAUGGACCAUCCCUCCAACAAUGGGGUGGAGCAGCUAUACUCCCAGCAAGAUUGGGACCACUUGUGAACCCAACUGGUAUUCUGGAGAAUAUAACGAUCAUACUUUCAUUAUUACCUUCUUCACCACUUGUUUCAUAAUGCCCUUAUUGGUUAUUUUGGGAUCCUAUGGAAAACUGAUGCGGAAACUUAGAAAGGUUUCAGACGCUCAAGGCAGAUUAGGGUCUGUACAGAAGCCAGAAAGACAAGUUGCCAGAAUGGUGGUGAUUAUGAUCCUUGCUUUUUUAAUCUGCUGGACUCCGUAUGCAGCCUUUUCCAUCUUGGUCACCAGCCAUCCUUCGAUUGAACUGGACCCUCGCCUUGCUGCAAUCCCAGCCUUUUUUUCCAAAACAGCCACAGUUUAUAAUCCAGUCAUCUAUGUAUUUAUGAACAACCAGUUCCGAAAAUGUCUAAUCCAGCUGUUCCAGUGCAGUGGACAAGAAACCGCAGACACCAACAUGAAUGAGAUUUCAAAGAGGAAAGUGCUGGCGCGUGCCAAAGUGUGUGGUGAGGUCUCCACAGUCGCAGCCGGUGUGACUGUCUUCAACCAGAAAAAUGAAGAGGAGAGAAGCAGCUGA
Messenger RNA from Ahaetulla prasina, 2576 nucleotides. Its product is annotated as vertebrate ancient opsin-like. The coding region runs from base 1404 to 2576 and encodes 390 amino acids. The transcript has 8 exons. NCBI's taxonomy places the organism in Eukaryota, Metazoa, Chordata, Lepidosauria, Squamata, Colubridae. Gene Ontology annotation, cellular component: photoreceptor outer segment; membrane. Gene Ontology annotation, biological process: visual perception; phototransduction; G protein-coupled receptor signaling pathway. The record is from RefSeq and is a predicted model, not a curated record. Gene Ontology annotation, molecular function: G protein-coupled receptor activity.